ACACACUGGGGCCCGCGGCACGGCCUUGCCUCUACUUACGGCUCCGGAGACGGCCUCGCGUGGCGCGCGCGUAGCUUUCCCCGCCCCCAAGGUCGCCGACGGAAAUGACCGGCUUUAAAGGGCCAGAGAGCAGGAUACCCUCUGUUAUUACUGCCCCACCAUCAUCUCCAGUAUUAGAUACAAGUGACAUUCGCAAAAAACCAAUGAAUAUCUACAACCUUAAUGCCAUAAUCCGGGACCAAAUCAAACAUCUGCAGAAAGCCGUGGACCGGUCCUUGCAACUGUCUCGUCAAGGAGCUGCAGCACGGGAGCUGGCCCCCGUGGUCGAUAAAGACAAGGAAGCCCUAAUGAAAGAGAUCCUCAAGUCGCUACUGAGCACCAAAUGGGAGCAGAUCCGCCACACUGAGGGCGGUGCUGAAAGCCAACAAACAGGUGAUCUCAUUCUACUGGUGAGCUAUGCUAGCCAACACUUUAGUUUAUGCCUAAAUGUUUUCAGUGUCCACUACCAUCCGGAUGGGAGAAGGAAAUGCCAACUCACUCCAGUAUUCUUGCCUGGAGAAUUCCAUGGACAGAGGAGCCUGCGGGUUAUAGUCCAUGGGGUCACAAAGAGUCGAACAUGACUGAGCAACUAACACUACUACACUACUGGAUAUACACCGCUGGAGAUGCGGGGGCGCGGAGGGCGUUGGGUGCCACCGCGGCCGGGGACCGCGAAGCCACCCGCCUGGCGCUGGACAGGCGGUGGGUCCACCUGCCAGUCUCUGUGCUAGUUCUCGCGCUCGCGCUUUUGUGUGUGUGUGUGGUUUUAAAAUGUGUGCACUUGCGGGUCAGUUAGCGGGUGUAGAAGAAAAUUCGCCCCCAAGAAUACUUGGUCACCCAUCCACCACCCAUCACCCAUUCACCGUCUCACCAAGGUGAAGUCCGAAUUAGUGAAUUCGCGCGCUCCGUGGCUGCGGAGUGCAAAACGCGGGGUUGUUGCUAGCGCGGUCAGCCGGGAUCCUGUCUCCUUCCUCCCCCGGCCAAAAGGUCAGCGCACCUGCCCUGGGGGCACCCGUUCUUGAGACGAAGCUACUCAGAGUGUGGCGUCUGGCCGCAGGCCCCUGGGAGAGACGCGGUUGGAGAGAGCAUCCAGGAAUGUGACUGCGCUGGGGGUUGGAGGGAGGUGGGCAAAAAUGACGAGAUGAGGGCUACCCUCCUUCUCCCUGGAAGAUUUCUUUUUCCUCUUGGAUCUUGACCCCCAGACCCUGCAACCCACCCGCCGCCGCUCUCUCGCAGCGAGUCUCAGCUCCGCCUGCACUUUGGAAUAAACUGGAGCGCUUUUCAACCCUGCAGAGCUGGAUGCUGCCACUGCAAAAUCUCAGCUGGUUAGCGGUGGGGCCAGAGCAAUCCUAUUUUUCAGAGCUUCCCGGGUGAUUUCGGCAGGCAGCCUGGACCAUCCGCCUCCCCGCGACCCCCGCGUCCCCGCUUCCUAUUCCUCUCGCAACCCGCAGGGGGCGUGCUCUGCUCUCUGUCCAGAUUUCCUUAGAAAGCUGGGACCCUCGGCUGUAAAAGUGACUUGAAGAACUUUGAAAGUCACCAGUGAAAAUCUUUUCCUUUUUUCUUUCCUUUCUUUGCUUUGCUCAGUUAUUCAUCACUAACUUUUUUAUGUUAGUGGCAUAAAACUGGCAAGAAAGUGCAACGAUUCCCCAAACAUUCCCUGCCCGGUGCCUAGCCUCCCCUUUUAUCAUCUCCCGCCAGAAUGGUACAUUUAUUACAACUGAUGAACCUACGGUAACACAUCAUUAUCACCCCAAGACCAGAGUUUACACAUUAGACUUCACUGUUGGUAUCAGUUCAGUUCAGUUUUGUUGCUCAGUCGUGUCUGACUCUGUGACCCCAUGAACUGCAACAUGCCAGGCCUCCCUGUCCAUCACCAACUCCUGGAGUUUACUCAAACUC
Bubalus bubalis (water buffalo) is the source of this 1938-nucleotide messenger RNA. RefSeq names its product protein bicaudal D homolog 1-like. Gene Ontology annotation, molecular function: dynein complex binding; dynein intermediate chain binding; cytoskeletal adaptor activity. Lineage: Eukaryota; Metazoa; Chordata; Mammalia; Artiodactyla; Bovidae. The coding region runs from base 105 to 620 and encodes 171 amino acids. Gene Ontology annotation, cellular component: cytosol; Golgi apparatus. The transcript is spliced from 2 exons. The record is from RefSeq and is a predicted model, not a curated record. Gene Ontology annotation, biological process: positive regulation of receptor-mediated endocytosis; regulation of microtubule cytoskeleton organization; protein localization to organelle.